Molecule: messenger RNA, 1394 nt
Organism: Funneliformis geosporum
Lineage: Eukaryota; Fungi; Glomeromycota; Glomeromycetes; Glomerales; Glomeraceae
Source: the annotation of a GenBank genome assembly
AUGAAUAAGAAUGCAAAGGUCAAGGCUGAGAAUGCAAAGUUAAGGUACGCUUUAGAAGAACAUGAAGCUAAAUUCAUGAGAUUAGACUUUGUCGAGAACCCCAACAAUAUUGUUCACCUGGAUAAACUAGAAAAGAUGGCAAACCCAUUAAAUACAUCUGAUAAAACUUCUCUAAGAAAUCAUGAUGAAAAUGAAAGUAACACAAAAACUGUGAACAUUGUUAUCAAUCAAGAAAAGAUUUUAUUGGAAGACUCUGUGCAAAAAAUGCCUGAAAGACUUAAUGGGAAUGUUUCCCAAAGAGAAUCAGAUUCAGGCUUACAUUCUAAUUCUUCACCUGUCAUAGAAGAGUUUGCCCGUUUAUUUUAUCAAGCGAGUAUAGGUUGCUACUCUGAAAGAUUUGAAAAUAAGCUCAUGAAGCUCAGAUCUGAAGAUAAAAAUCUUAAGGAUAAGAUAGCAAGGUCCCAGAUUUAUAAUGAAAUAAAACCAUACCUUUUAGGUAUUUCUGAUGAAUAUUUGCGUAAGAUAACAAGCAAAGCAAGGAAGAUCAAUAAGCUAUUUGAAUAUGAUUACAAUCUUAUAACUCUGAAAAAGAUUAAAGAUAUAGGAUGGCAUAUGAGUCAUGUGACUUUGGAAAUGAUCACUAGUGAUACAACUGCACUGCUGAGCAUAGGUUGUAUAACUAGCGAAAAAAUCAUAAAUGCAUCUCAAAUCAUACCAGCUGAAGUACCAGCAUUCUCUCAGCCAAAUGCUUUACCAGAAAUGAUUUCAUCAGACAUGCCAAGUGCUUGUAAGCAUCUCGCUAACCUAGCAGUAGUCCCACCAGGACAUAAACAGCCCAAUUCGGUUAUCUUAUGUUCAAGGCUAAGUGCUUAUAAGCACUUCGCUGACCUAAUGGGAUGGAAUCAGAUGGGAGGUUCUAAACUUGACCAAAAACAUGCCAAAGAUUGGGAACAGAAACACAAAUCAAGCAUAACAGGAAUUGGUUCCAUUGCUAGAAGCUCUGUUAAUGAAAUGGCCCGUCCAACUUUUGAUGUUCAAGUCCUGCGAACGCCUGAGCAUCAAAUGUUAUCUUCAAGUUCCUCUGUUCCCUUAACUAUAAGAAACGAAAGUGACGAAGAAACAAACACAGACAAUCUUAAGAAUCUUAUGUUUGAUGAAUACGUGGAUGGUGACGAUGAUGAAGAGACUCCUAAUUACAAUGAUGAUGAGAUCAAUGUGAAAGCUGAACAGGACAAGCAGGGAAGCAGGUUAAUUAUCGAAGAAAUAAAUAAGAUGAAAGCAGAAUAUUCAGAAAGAUACCAUAAGAUAUGUCUAGAGAACAAAUGGAAGUUACCUUCUGGAAAGUUUGCAGAGAAUAUUCUCUAUCAGUACACACUAAAUUUAGAAUACGAAAG